AUGGCUUUUAAAGACACCUGCAAAAGAUUUGUGGAGCCAGAGGUGGAGAGCCAUGGAAUCAGGAUUACCUUCACCAGCCACAAUGUGAAAUCUCUGGAGAAAGCGUGUGCUGAUCUGUUCAGAGGCGCAAAGGAAAAGAAUCUGAGAGUGAAAGGACCAGUUCGCAUGCCUGCUGAGACUUUGAGAGCCACUGCAAGGAAAACUUGUGGUGAAGGUUCUAAGACUUGGGAUCACUUCCAGAUGAAAAUCCACAAGCAACUCACUGACUUGCAUAGUCCUUCCAACGUGGUUAAGCAGGUUACUUCCAUCAGUAUCGAGCCAGGAGUUGAGGUUGAAAUCACCAUUGCUGAUGCUUAAGUCAGCUAUUUUAACAAACUGAUUACCACUUGAAAAAAAUUGAAAAUAAAGAAUACUUCCCAAUUCAUUUUAUGAACCUGCAUUAUUACCCUGAUGUCACAGCCAAAGAUAAUACAAAAAAUAAA
Carlito syrichta (Philippine tarsier) is the source of this 482-nucleotide messenger RNA. RefSeq names its product 40S ribosomal protein S20-like. The transcript is spliced from 2 exons. The record is from RefSeq and is a predicted model, not a curated record. Gene Ontology annotation, cellular component: ribosome; cytosolic small ribosomal subunit. Gene Ontology annotation, biological process: translation. NCBI's taxonomy places the organism in Eukaryota, Metazoa, Chordata, Mammalia, Primates, Tarsiidae. The coding region runs from base 1 to 357 and encodes 118 amino acids. Gene Ontology annotation, molecular function: structural constituent of ribosome.